Aspergillus alliaceus is the source of this 681-nucleotide messenger RNA. Its product is annotated as serine hydrolase FSH. Gene Ontology annotation, cellular component: nucleus; cytoplasm. The transcript is spliced from 3 exons. The record is from RefSeq and is a predicted model, not a curated record. Lineage: Eukaryota; Fungi; Ascomycota; Eurotiomycetes; Eurotiales; Aspergillaceae. Bases 1 to 681 code for a protein of 226 amino acids.
AUGCCUCCACUACGGUUCCUGUGCCUCCAUGGCGGCGGUACGAAUGCAGAUAUAUUUCGUGCUCAAAUAGGCGCUCUCAUGAGUCAGCUCACUGAAGACCAGGUGGUCGAGACCUAUUUCUCCGAGGGAACUGUCGAUUCCCCUCCUGGUCCUGGCAUAGAAGGUUUCUUCGAAGGUCCAUAUUUUUUAUGGUAUAAUUGGCCACCCCGGGUCGGUAGUGAGGUGGAUAGCAUAUCGAUUACCGACGCCUAUCAUGCCCUCUAUGAGGUAGUUGAGGACGAGGGACCGUUUGAUGGCGUGCUGGGCUUCUCUCAAGGAGGUUCUCUGGCACACGCCUUCCAGGUUCAGCAUUUGAUCCAUCAUCCCCUUAAAGAACCUCUGUUUCGAUGUGCGAUCUAUCUUAACUCGCCCAUGCCAUUGUUUGUAGAUGAUGAUGGUAGUGUUGUGUAUGACAUGUCGGUGGUUGGAAGCCCACUGAAGGUGCCUUCCUUGCAUGUAGUAAGCGAACGUGACCCAAAUUAUGCGCAUUGCACGAGGCUAUGUGACUGCUAUGAUCCGGCAUAUGCAUCCGUGAUCCGACAUGCCUAUGGCCAUGCCAUACCAAAAGACACGAGGACAGUUACAGUCGUGGGGAAGGAAAUUCGCGAACUCGCACAGCGAAUCUUGUUCCACUCUGAAUAA